CCUGCCUCCGAUGACAUCACCAGAGCCGCUGCUGAACGCGACGCGGGGUUGAGUGCCGCCGCAGUCACGCGCUGUAGGGCGCGAGCGAUGCGGAGCGACGCUUCAGUCAUUCACCCGCACGAUCCGUCCGCGCGCGCGCUCCCCGGGCAAACACGGCCACGACAUGGCAGAGAGGAGCAGAGGAAAGCGGAGGAAACAGGCGAACCCGCGGAGAAACCAAGGUGAGCCGGAGCGCUGUCUGGGCUCUGAGGGCGAGGAUGAGGGCAGUGUUUGGGGGAUGGAGGUUCUGGACAGCAGAGAUGCUCAAGAUAAAGUCAGUCUGACGCCCAGCGAGGGCACGGAGCCCGGCAGUCCUGUCCCGUGUGCGGAGAUCUGGGCCGACACCGAAAGCACACCGCUGAAAACCCCAGCCGCAGACCCUGAACACUGUCAGACUGACGCUCGAGUGAUGGACGGCGCGCCGCAUUUCGACACCGUGGUGCAGCUGAGGAAAGUAUCGCGCCUGCAACAGCACAACGGAGUCGUGAGCUCGUACCAUUUAGACGACGCUCAGGGCGAGAUGUCGCCCGUCUGCUGUUCACCAGGAGAACACGAGUCACCCGAGGGCAAAGACGGUGUACAGGCGUCUCUGCGGGAACAUGUGAAGUUCUGUCAGGACAGGGAUGGAGGAGACAGUGUGUGUCCUCUGUGUGGAUACAGUACACCGCAUCGCGCUCAGAUGGAGCAUCACUUAACCCUCCACAGCCAGACAAACCAAAAGAGCCCCAUGUCCGAGUCCGGUUUGGAAAACAGGAAGUUCAAGUGUAAUCAGUGUGGAAAGGCUUUUAAAUACAAGCAUCACCUCAAAGAGCACCUGCGCAUUCACAGCGGUGAGAAGCCGUACGAAUGCUCGAGCUGUAAGAAGCGUUUCAGUCACUCGGGCUCCUACAGCUCACACCUCAGCAGUAAGAAGUGCCUUAGCGGCGGCACGCUGGGAAACGGAGCUCAUUAUAACGGGUACCUCUUCCCGUCGCCCACAUCGCCCCCUGCUGUCGGCGGGAGGAACAGCAGCCGAGGGAAGAGAUCUCUGUAUGGGCCGCUGGCUCAGUUCCCCCUAGAGUCGUCUGUUCCCGUCCUGAGCCGGUCGUGGGACCCGGCGGAGGAUCUGGCACUCAGGGCGGGCGUGUUUAAGGGCACCACGCUGCUGCCGCUGCUACAGUCACGCAGCAAAUUCGAGCAUCUGCUGCAGGAGAUGCUGCGGAGGGAGGUGGGAGAUGAGAAACAAGCAAAGAACAACCCUCGGGCGAACAAUGACACCCAGACGUCGCCCACCACCAAUCACUCGCCCUAUAGAGAGCUCUCGCCACCACAGCGAACAUCCUGGCAUUCUGUGCCACAGCAGAUCCUCGUGCCUUUACCGCCCCCAGCGCAGCUGGAUAACUGCUGGCCGAGCGAAGAAAGCGUUAGUCCGAUGUCACCCGCUUUACCUGAACGCCAGCAUCUGAUUGGCUUGCGCUUCGGCUCUCCUCCAAGGGUGGACCCGUCAAUCAACACAUCACCACGGCAACCAAACCAUAUUCAAAGCGAGCCUUUAGAUUUGUCAAUUCCUAAACUGCAUUCGGUCAAUGUCGCACCGCGAAAUCCGGCGUGUAACGGCUACUCGCUGCACCACGACAGACGCGACGACGAGGGCGUGUUCACGAGACUGACUCCACCCUCCCAGCUGCAUGUGGGCGGGGCUUAUGCGGCGUCGCCGCUGUUCAGCAGCACAUUGUUCAGCAGCUUCCCGGUCUUAAAUCACAUGAUCCCUACCGGUCUGGGACACAACACUCUGACAUCACUUCCUCUCACGCCAACCUCGCCAAAUACGGGCUUCCUGUCUCCAGUGGCGUAUAUGGUGGAGGCGGAGUCAGAAUCAAUGCUGAAGAGAAUACAACAGGAAAAACAUUCAAUCAUGACUGAAGCGCUGAGCCGCGGCGCUCUGGAGUAUCUGUGUCUGAUGGAUGAUGGGAUGGAUGGAGAGAUCGGUCCUGGGAGGAAGAGGCUGAGGAAGACGGAGGAAGGACUGUACGCCUGCGACAUCUGCGACAAAACCUUCCAGAAGAGCAGCUCUCUGCUGCGCCAUAAAUAUGAGCACACAGGGAAGAGACCUCACGAGUGUCAGAUCUGUAAGAAGGCGUUCAAACACAAGCAUCAUCUGAUUGAACACAGCCGGCUGCACUCCGGAGAGAAGCCGUAUCAGUGCGACAAGUGCGGCAAACGCUUCUCGCACUCGGGCUCGUACUCGCAGCACAUGAACCACCGCUACGCCUUCUGCAGCCGCGACAGCGACCCGGACGCCGAUCCCCACCAGAGCCCCAUCACAGAGCCACACGACUGCAGCUCGGAGGACGAGAACACACUCCGCACAAACACUUAUGAGAGAGACGAGCCCACAGACGGAGAGCAGAGUCCCGAGGGAGACCAGACGGUCCUUCAGUGCUCACCAAAGAUGUGA
Molecule: messenger RNA, 2476 nt
Organism: Carassius carassius (crucian carp)
Lineage: Eukaryota; Metazoa; Chordata; Actinopteri; Cypriniformes; Cyprinidae
Product: zinc finger E-box-binding homeobox 1-like
Exons: 8
Coding region: 164-2476 (770 amino acids)
Biological process (GO): regulation of transcription by RNA polymerase II; anatomical structure development
Molecular function (GO): DNA-binding transcription factor activity, RNA polymerase II-specific; RNA polymerase II cis-regulatory region sequence-specific DNA binding
Source: RefSeq, a predicted model, not a curated record